AUGGUAAAUGUACAGCAAUAUAUAGAUGAGAAUUAUCCUGUCACAAGUCGUGGUAAUAUUACUGAGUUGGAUCUAAGUAAUAAAAACCUAGAAGGAAUUAUAAGAUUUAACAAUAGCGGGUUUAUUAAUCUUCUUAAACUAAAUAUUUCUUUUAAUAUGUUAAUUAAUGCACAUUAUACGGGAUUACCUUCUAUUCAACAAAUUGAUGUUUCUCACAAUUUACUUACUGGUACUCGUACAUAUUCUUCCUCCGCUAUACAAAAGCUAAAUUGCUCAUUUAAUAAGAUAUCUAUUUAUAAUCUUAACACUCCAAGUCUUACUCAUUUUGAUUGUAGCAAUAAUUUAAUAAAUACAAUACAUAUCUCAAACAAUGUCUUGGAAGAAUUAAAUUGUUCAAAUAAUCCCAUCACUUUGGUGCCUUUGAACAUUACUUCUAAACUUACAUCUUUUGAUUGUAUGGGAAUUCAAUAUAAUAAAAAUAACACUACUCCAACCACUAUUUCAACUUUCUUACCAAUUAGUCCCACAUCUUCCAAUUCUUUUAAUACAACACCUUUUAAUUCUUUUAACAACUUAAAUUUGGUAAUAGGUCUUGGCACAGUUUCAAUUUUAAGCAUUUUGGGAUGGACAAUUUUAGGUGCAAUU
This is a messenger RNA of Racocetra persica, 645 nucleotides long. The record is from the annotation of a GenBank genome assembly. NCBI's taxonomy places the organism in Eukaryota, Fungi, Glomeromycota, Glomeromycetes, Diversisporales, Gigasporaceae.